Lycium barbarum (goji berry) is the source of this 540-nucleotide messenger RNA. Its product is annotated as agamous-like MADS-box protein AGL80. NCBI's taxonomy places the organism in Eukaryota, Viridiplantae, Streptophyta, Magnoliopsida, Solanales, Solanaceae. Gene Ontology annotation, molecular function: DNA binding; protein dimerization activity. The record is from RefSeq and is a predicted model, not a curated record. The transcript has a single exon. Bases 1 to 540 code for a protein of 179 amino acids.
AUGAAUCUGAAAGGGGUUAGGACCAGUAGUAAUCUCGAUCCAAGUUCAAAAAAGGCCAUCAUAGAAAAAAGAUUAGAAUCACUACGUAAGCAGGCAAAUGAAUUAUCUAUUUUAUGUGGUAUAGAAAUCGGUCUGAUUGUUUUUGCUCCUGGAGAAAACAAUCCCUAUACUUGGCCCUCUUCAGCCAAGGCUAAAGAUAUAGUCAGGGAAUAUUUAGCUUGCCCCGAGGAUAAAAGGUUGAAUAAUUUGUUCAAUCUUGAAAAGCACCUUCAAUUAGCAGUGAAUGCUCGGGAAGAUUAUAUUAAUAAAAUAGAGCAAAUGGUUGAGGAAAUGGAAAUUGAGACCCUCUUCAACCAACUUGUUGAGGGAGCAAAAACAUUUAAUGAACUUGGUGUUAGAGAAAUUAAUGGUUUGAAAAAGCUAUUUGCUGUUAAGAGGAUCAAACUUGAGGAAAGGAAGAAAACGCUUAAUGAAGAUGUUGAAAAAGAAAUUGGUUCUAAUGAACAAAUUGUAGGAGAAGAGACUGAUGGGCAUCCUUAG